AUGUCUCAUUUAUAUAUAUUUUCUAAGCCGAAUAUUUCAUCAUCAAUUGGUAUAAAAAUUGGCAUAGAGAAUCAUAAUUUUAAAGGAAAAUCUCUCAAUAAUAACGAAAUUAUUGAGAUAUAUGCUAAUUUGUUUUAUGCCAUUUUAUUGCCUAUUCAUUCUUUUUUUACUAAGAAUAGGGGAUUUUUUGUCUUUAUUGAUCUUUCACAAAUCAAAAGAUAUACUUCGAUUGAUCUAUAA
Pneumocystis murina B123 is the source of this 240-nucleotide messenger RNA. RefSeq lists its product as hypothetical. Bases 1 to 240 code for a protein of 79 amino acids. Lineage: Eukaryota; Fungi; Ascomycota; Pneumocystomycetes; Pneumocystales; Pneumocystaceae. The transcript has 4 exons. The record is from RefSeq and is a predicted model, not a curated record.